AUGACAGGGACACCCCUGGGGAGUCAAAGACUUGUAGAACCUGAACGAGCUGGUGACCACCCGAUUGUCGCCUAUUUCUUGGUUUUCCGUCAUCUCUGUUGCCAAGCGGACGGACAGGCCAUCGAUAUCGAACACUCUGACCAAUUGUGGCGGGAGAAACUCGAUCGAACUCGCGAUCAACGAAGGGCAUGCGUGUCCAAAUUUGCUUCACUCAGUCUCUACAAUGAUACUGUAUUCACGGUGCAUGAUUCAAGAACGUGUUGUUUUGAUAAUCUGGUCAAACGAUAG
Messenger RNA from Melampsora larici-populina 98AG31, 288 nucleotides. RefSeq lists its product as uncharacterized. Bases 1 to 288 code for a protein of 95 amino acids. The transcript has 2 exons. NCBI's taxonomy places the organism in Eukaryota, Fungi, Basidiomycota, Pucciniomycetes, Pucciniales, Melampsoraceae. The record is from RefSeq and is a predicted model, not a curated record.